Cooperia oncophora is the source of this 291-nucleotide messenger RNA. The record is from the annotation of a GenBank genome assembly. NCBI's taxonomy places the organism in Eukaryota, Metazoa, Nematoda, Chromadorea, Rhabditida, Trichostrongylidae.
AUGCCCUGGCACACUUUGUCCAUUGUAAGUUCGAUCACAAGUCAAGACAAACCACAGCGUAUCAAAUUCAAAUCUGAUGUGUUGAGAAAAGGCAUACAUAAGGACGAGUACGAUGCUCAUAUAAAGAAAAACAAACCUGCACUACACGCUAAAUUGGUGAAGAUGCGCAGAGAUUACCUUGAGAUGGAACCAAAAAAUAGUCAGGCUUCGAACUUCAUUGGAGAGUUGUAUAAGACGGCUCGACUUGUGCGACGUAAAGUGAUGGACGCUCCGACCGAGGCCAAGACGUAA